Messenger RNA from Cucurbita pepo subsp. pepo (vegetable marrow), 648 nucleotides. Its product is annotated as MYB-like transcription factor EOBII. Gene Ontology annotation, biological process: regulation of DNA-templated transcription. Gene Ontology annotation, molecular function: sequence-specific DNA binding; DNA-binding transcription factor activity. Gene Ontology annotation, cellular component: nucleus. The record is from RefSeq and is a predicted model, not a curated record. Lineage: Eukaryota; Viridiplantae; Streptophyta; Magnoliopsida; Cucurbitales; Cucurbitaceae.
AAGAAGAAGAAGAUAUAAAAAUGGAUGCAGAAGAAAAAGAAUGGAGGAAGGGACCAUGGACUCCUGAGGAAGACAAGUUGUUGUCUGAAUACGUUAAAGUGCAUGGCGAAGGAAGAUGGACUUCUGUUGCCACUGGUUCACGUUUGAAUAGAACGGGAAAAAGUUGCAGAUUGAGAUGGGUGAAUUAUCUUAGACCAGGUCUUAAGAGAGGCCAUCUCACUCCUCUUGAGGAAGGCAUUAUCAUAGAACUUCACGCUCUUUGGGGCAACAAAUGGUCAACCAUAGCAAGAUAUUUACCGGGAAGAACUGAUAAUGAAAUAAAAAAUUACUGGAGAACGCAUUUCAAGAAGAUGAAGCCAAAGAGAGAGGCUCAAAUGGUUGUUCCACAACCAGACAACAAAACAUCACCACCAAUCAGCUUUGAACAAGACAGAGAGGAGAAAGAUAUGAUGAAGCCAUAUGAAAGAGACAAUGAUGAAUUAGGGAUGGUUUUUACAGAGCCUGCAGCCAUGGCGGCUGAUCAGAGCUACUUGUCAAUGGUGUAUGAAGAUUUUGCAACUUGGGCGGCAGCUGCGGCGGCGGAAGAGAGCUACUUAUGGGGUGGCCUUUGGGAAGAUUCAAACAACCUUUUGUAAUGGGGAACCUAUC